Pteropus alecto (black flying fox) is the source of this 7041-nucleotide messenger RNA. RefSeq names its product potassium channel tetramerization domain containing 6 (gene KCTD6). NCBI's taxonomy places the organism in Eukaryota, Metazoa, Chordata, Mammalia, Chiroptera, Pteropodidae. Gene Ontology annotation, biological process: ubiquitin-dependent protein catabolic process; protein homooligomerization. Gene Ontology annotation, molecular function: cullin family protein binding. The record is from RefSeq and is a predicted model, not a curated record. The transcript is spliced from 2 exons. Bases 5529 to 6317 code for a protein of 262 amino acids.
UUAGCCUUGGUUUUCCCUAAUUUAAACCCUACCGCAGGGCUUCUGAGCCCUGCCAUAGGGGAUUUUCUGUUGACUGCAACUGAGUUUUUUAUGCUCAGAAUUGCGUGUCAUGGCAUUUUUAAUGCUUGAUGUCAGAGGUGAUAGAUGGCCAUGGUAAUGGGGAGCCCCUGAAGCACCUGCUGGGCUGAUGGUGGUGGAGCUGUAUCUGGCGUGGAACGCGAGAAAUUAAACAGAGAUCCUAUUUGGAUAAUCUGAAGUUAUCAAGUUUCUGUUCAAGUAUACCAGUUCUAGAACAAGUUGAUAAAUUCAGUUUUAGGACUUUGUGACAGAACAGGUUUUAUUCAGUGCAGAGAGACCCCGAGUGACCUGGUUUGGCUAAGGUUGUUUGGGGUAGCCUAAGUGUCUCUUAGCAUUUCCCCUUCGCGUGUUCGUUUUCUUGCUGUCACAAAUGCUCAAGUACAUGAAUGAUUCCAGGAUAGGAAAAAAGUAGGGGACAGUAUUUAGCAGAGUCCAGAGACAAAGAUUGAGAUGUUUUCAAAUGAACAAAUGUGUAGGAAGGGAAAGGAAAAUCUUUUUACCUGCAAGGUUGGUAGGUUGGGAGAUCUUGUACUUUGAGAACUGUAAGUCCAUACUAAUAUUUCAUUUUGUGUAAUGCCAUAGAUGAUCAUAGAUGCCAUGCCUAAGGUUUGUGUGAUUUGAAUUUUCAUAAAUCAUAUUUUAACCAAAGCAUUACUCCAUAAAGGAAUCCUAGGGUGGGUCUUUCUAUGAAUCAAUCCCUCAGUGUCUUGGAUUUUGAUAUUUGUAGUUUAUUUAAGAUGGAAUAGACAUAUUUACUUGGACUCAGGUUUUCUUUGGAAAUAAUCCUGAGUCAUGCCUUGGAGAAGUUCCUUCUGUGAUCAGAAGAAGCUCAGGUAUCUAGGAGUCUUUAUAAAAGCUGGAUGUGCCCCUUUACCUGUAGUUCUUCCUUCUGGAGCGCCAGGGAAAGAAGGACCUGGGGAGCUCGUAAGUAAAUUAAGAGGACUUCCCAUAUUCACCCUGUCUUCGUGCCAGUGCUCUAAAUUAUUUGUGUCCAUACUCAAGUUUCUGAAUUUACCACAGAAAUUUUGUUUAUAUGGCCACUAGUAUUUUCAUGUUUGUUUAAUACUUGCCAGUCUACAAAUAGCUCUCUAUUCAUGAUCUCACUUAUUUUCUCCUUUCUCGCAAAGCAGCAGCUGGGCAUAAAGAGAGAUUUACUUGGGGUCUCAUAAUAGUAAUGGAGCAGAAUUUGGAUACAGAUCGUCCUCACUCCUAAUCUUCUGUUUCCUCUGCACUUGGCCUGCAUGUGUCUUCAGAACUUUAGUCCUCAUCUGUUACCCUGUAGGUCAUUUGUUGCCUUUGUGUUAUGCCUAACUGGUAUUACUGCUUUGGGGAAGAUGGUAUUAUCUUGUUUUAUCUUGUGGAAACUGAGGGUAAGAGGAGUUUAAUGAUUUUGUGACUAUUUAUGACAGCUCUUUAGUAUUAAGGUCACUUUAAAAUUUAGAGAACCUUUCUUCUAGACAACAUGGAGAGAGGAGAGAGAAAAAAAAUUAGUUUCAGAAAAAAAACCAAUCCAUUUCUUUAGUGGCAUAUGGUUAAGAAUAACCUGCGAUCAUGAUCACAUUCUCCUUGUGCCCCUGGCUACUUGUGCCAGCCUGUAGGUGAAUGUUAACCCAAAGACUCCUUUAGAUGUUGCUGAACUAGUUACUAUAAAAAAUAUUUCACUUUCAAACUUCCACAUUUCAAGAACAGAGAAAUUCAGUACAAAGGUAAUUUGAAGGUAUGUAUAGAUGGAAUUUAUUGAGCCUUCUUUUCUGAAUGCCAGACACAAAGAUUUCCAUAGAAAGGCAGGUUUUUAUUAUUUAUUCAAGUUUGGAGAUAUGUGUAUUGCAAUGUAUAGGUUGUUAUGUAGGAAUAGAAAUUUUGCCCCAGAGAAUUCUUAGUCUUGGUCUGUAGCAGAAAUGAUAAACCCAGAAUAUUUGUGUUAAUAAGUUAGUUCAUUUUUAACCAGAAGGCCUGUAAUUGCAAUUCUACAGUGGUGGAGAGAAUGGCUUUCAGGGUUCUUGGCUUAGUCUUUAAGGUUUUAACUUGUUGAAUUGUGUAUUUUUCAGAUUUGUUACUUUAGAAAAUUCUUAGGUUCUUUUAAGGCUUUUAUAAAUUCUUUAGUGUUUUCCUUAAAUUAAUUAUCUGCUAACAGAAUUCAUACAUUAGUCACAACCUUUGAAGCUUAAAUGUGGGUAAAUUUUCAGUGGUGCUUUAUAUUCUUUGGGAAUUGUCAGCCAGUUUCCACAAGAAUUUUAUUUGGGCCAAAGGUCAGAUUUUUUCAGGUAAACUAAUUUCACAGAGUCUGAAGCCUUUCUUUGAACUUUAUAAUUGUGCUUGGUUGCAGCCACUGUUUAAAAUGAUCUUUAGUACAGCAGCUCACUUUAAAGGAAAUUUUUUUCAUUGUUACCCUCUUAAUCUCCAUUCUCGGCAAUUUUUUCUGAAAUAUUAGAUUUUUCUUUGUUUUCAUCAAAUAAAAUAGGCCCAUUCAAUGCCCAUUUCAAGACCUUCUUUCUGCUGCCUGUUUUGUGGUCAUUUAACUUCUCAUUAAGCCCUCCACUGGAGACCGUGCCAGAAAGAAGAGAAGAUGAAAAGCAAAUAAAUCAUUUUCUAAUUGUUAGCUGCUCUGGAAAAUGAUUUAGAAGAGAUUGAAGCUAUUCCAGAAAUUCUUUUGGAUUAUGUUCUGUUUCAUUCAUCUGCAUUAUCUCUGAGAUGUUCCUGGUAGAUGCUGAUUAUCAAGCUAUUGCAUGACCAAGAAUCUUGCUGCUUUUUUUUGGUUUGUUUCUUGCCGUUUCUAAGCAUUCCCAUAGAGGAUGUUUAGAAUGAGGAGUAGUGAUAAAACUUAAAUUAAUACUAUUUUUUUCUCUCAGUGAACAAUUAGAUUUUUUGGAUAGUUAAGUCAUUGUUAUUGUAUAGUAACUUUGUUUUAUUUUGAUGUUGGGAGGCUUUGGGGUGUUUUUUAAGAAACAUGGGCUUAUAUAUUCCCAUAAUUGCUUUCCUGAAUUAUUAAGCUUGAGGUUUCAUUACAUCUUUGUACUAGAACAGAACCUUGGCUUUUGCUGUGGAACAGAUUCAGGGGCAUCAUCUAAUUUUCCUUUUAUGAUUGCUCAAGAAGUUAUCUUGUUAUGAUUUAGCAGCUACAAAGGAAAACAAAUAAUAGUGGAGAGACCUUGCCUAACAGCUGUAACAUUGAUGUCUGAUUUUUUUGCUUGUUGUUGGUCCCCCAUUUCUCAUUUAACCAUUGGAUAUUCAUUUAUUGGAGUUCUUUACUUCACUUAAAAGACAGGACAGCAGCCUUCGAUCACACAAGUGAGUAGGUUCUUUCUAUUUUGCUUCAGGGGAAUUUUUACAAACCCAUUAUGACUGCUCACUUAGACUGAGUUACUGUUAAAUUUGUAAGUAAAUUCUUAGUAGGUGGAUAGGGUUAAUAGAGAGCUGUAGAGAGUCUAAAGUUAAUCCUUUAAGUUUCUUGUUUCUUGGAUUCUGUUCUUUUGAUUUCCACCCAAGGAGAGGAUUUAUGGAAAGAUCUAGACUAGGAGUCAGAAAACCCAAGUUCUUAUUCUGUUACUUUCCAGCUGUGGGACUUUGAGCAAGUCACUUAAUAUGCUGUUUCUCUAUUUUGCAUCUCUAAAAUGGGUACAGUAAUUCAUGCUCUGCUUACUGUAUCAGGAAUGUUUUGUGUGUUCGGCGGGGGAAGGCUCCCUCCCCCUUUUACUUAAAUUGUUUCUUCAUUCUAGCAUCCCUUCUCAGGUUGUCCAAUAUUCCUGCAGAGUUCUACUGAGCAGGUUUUUCGUAGAAGUCUUCCAUUUUUCCAUUUGGAAUUGUUCUUACUCUUUCUUCUGGAAGGCCUCUUCCAGUCUAUGUAUUAUAUAGCACUUUUGAAUUCUGUUUUGUACUUCAGUUGUUGCAUGUUGCCUUUCUAGUUAGAUAGAAAGCUCUGUGAGGGCAAGGAUUGUACCUUUCCUGUUUCGGUGUGUACACGUUGCACAUAAUGUUUAUUGACCUACAGUAAAUGUUGGUUGACUGAGUUAUAUUUAAGGCUAUCAGGAAUGAAUACUUUGAGUGAUGAGAAAAUACCAAAGAUGAGCAUCUUACCAGAAUUUUUGGAUGAUAGGCCUUUUAAAUUGCUCAGUUACUGAUAGUCCGUUAUAUCAGUAACUGAAUCAGCUCCUCAUAAUACAGAUUGGUAAACCCUGUGUCUUGGUUUGCUUGACUUCAAAUACUGUUUGUGAAGCAAGUCAGAGGAAUGAAAAAUUGUCACAACAGUCUAGAAUUUGACAUUUGUUCCAUUUCUCACCCUAAAGCAUGUGGAGGCCUAUCUAUAUCCAGUUGCUGAGUGUAGAGAAUAAAAACUGCACGUUGUCUGGUCCACGUUUUAGCUUGUUUGCUUUGAAGAAUUUUUGAGGUGGAGAAAUAGAUGCUUCAGGCUCUGAUUUCAGCCCAUGCUGUGCUAUGCAAAUGUUCUCUACAUGCCUGAGUGACCUUUUGAGAAAGAGCCUUUGUGAUCUUCUGUAGCCAGGGCCUGUUCUGGGAAUAGUGUGCCAGAUUCCUCUAAAAUUGGGAAAAGUGAAUCUAUUCAAAGACCACAUAAAAAAGCGCAUGCUUUUCCUGAAUAAAUACUGAUAUGUCCAUGUAUCUUACUGUCUCUUGCCAGAUUUUAAAAUUUGCUCUGCAGUUUGCUUUGCUGGUUGAUUUGGGGAAUGAUGUGUGUGAGAGGGAACUGACUAAAGCAAUUCAGUAGCUGGGAAACUGUUUGUUUAAAUGAUUUUGAAUUGUAGGUAAAAUAAAUUCAAACUGGCAUCAUUAAGUAUCUGGGUGUUUAUCAGUGUCCUCAGGCUGGCUCUUCUUAACUGCUGGCUGAAUGACUCCUAAACAGAUUAGUAAGGUUCUUUUUGCCUUAAAUUGUGCUCUAAUGGUUUGGCAUUUAAAUAGUUUUCUAUUUGUUUUGAUUAUUGUAUAAAAUGAAAUAUAUCAUUAAAAGUAUAAUUAAAUACCAUUCUGAUGUAUUUCUCUUGGAAAGUGAUGCUGGUGUUUUGAGCUGAGAUGUAUAGUUUUUAUUGCUUUUACUGAGAUGUUUGGUUUGUAUAGCUUAAAUACUGGUGAAAAAAUUUUUUUCGUUUCUCUUAAACCUUUUUGAUAGAGAUCAUCAUAGAUUUGUACAAGGAUAAAGUUGUAGAGUUAAUCAUAAUGUUCUAUAGAAAAUCUAAAAAUUGAAUUUUCAGAGAAGAUAGGUAGAAUUUGAAUGACCAGUUUACUUACUGGGUGAUAAUUUUCCCUGGAAAGAUUAGCUAGCUACACCUUGGAAAAAGCUACACAUCGCGGGAAGGAUAGAGAACUCAUAGAAAGUCCUGGAGAAAUGCUUUCUUCCCCAGAUCUUUGUCCUGUAGCAGGUUUUAAUUGAGCAAAGAUGAGUCCUUGUCUGGUGUUUUGCCUGCUUUUUAGGGUGGAGAAAUCUUUCUUUUUGUAGUUACAUGUGCUGUCAUGUCUUUUUCUCCUCCCCAAGUUUCCCUGGAACCUGGGCUCCCCAAGACGCAGCGCUGGAGCAGAUGGAUAAUGGAGACUGGGGCUAUAUGAUGACUGACCCAGUCACGUUAAAUGUAGGUGGACACUUGUACACAACGUCUCUCACUACAUUGACGCGCUACCCGGAUUCUAUGCUUGGAGCUAUGUUUGGGGGGGACUUCCCCACAGCUCGAGACCCUCAAGGCAACUACUUCAUUGAUCGAGAUGGACCUCUUUUCCGAUAUGUCCUCAACUUCUUGAGAACUUCAGAGUUGACCUUACCCCUGGAUUUUAAGGAAUUUGAUCUGCUUCGGAAAGAAGCAGAUUUUUAUCAAAUCGAGCCCUUAAUUCAGUGUCUCAAUGACCCUAAGCCUUUGUAUCCUAUGGAUACUUUUGAAGAAGUUGUGGAGCUAUCUAGUACUCGGAAGCUUUCGAAGUACUCCAAUCCAGUAGCUGUCAUCAUAACCCAAUUAACCAUCACCACCAAGGUCCAUUCUUUACUAGAAGGCAUCUCAAACUAUUUUACAAAGUGGAAUAAGCACAUGAUGGACACCAGGGACUGCCAGGUUUCCUUUACUUUUGGACCCUGUGAUUAUCACCAGGAAGUUUCUCUUCGGGUCCACCUGAUGGAAUACAUUACAAAACAAGGCUUCACGAUCCGCAACACUCGAGUGCAUCACAUGAGUGAGCGGGCUAAUGAGAACACAGUGGAGCACAACUGGACUUUCUGUAGGCUGGCCCGGAAGACGGAUGACUGAUCUGCAACCCUGGGAGAAGUUCCUGGAAACUGUCUCCAGGAGAUGGAAGAUGAUUUUUUUUUUUUUAAAUCACAGUGUGGGUUUUCUUUUUUUUUUUUUUAUUUGUAUUUAUUUGAAGGCGUUGAGAACCAGAAGGAAGUUUUGUGCUUUAGGAGACUCCUCUGUUUUGUUCCCUUCUCCCUGAGUAUGCAUGUGCCUGUUCAGAGCCUCCAGAUACCUUUUUUAUAAAAAGAAGUCUGAAAAUCAUUAUGGUAUAUAAUCUACCCUUAACAGAGCUUUUUUUUUUUUUUUAUUACAGUGCUAAAAUGAUUUCUGAUUUAAUGGUCCCUAACUCAACUAGAAGGCUAAAAAUGCAGGAAUGAAAGAAUAAACAGAGUACUCAUAAUGCCUUUGAGAAAAAUCAAAACAUCAUGUUGGGUGACCUAGUUUCCAAACCAAUAACCAGUAUUGUAAUAUUAAAGAAAAACUGUUCCAAUCAUUUAAAAGUACUUGUUAAGUGCUGCUUUUUACAGUUAUGACAACUGUUUCUUUCUAUGCAUAUAAAUCAAGCAACCAAAUAUCUGUAGCCAUGGAAAUGUCUGACUAGAAAUAUUUAUAUUGGAUUCUGAAUACAAAAUGUCCCUGUGGUAGAAAUCUUACUUCUUAUGCCUGGUGGAGUGUAAUUCCCAAGUGUACUGUCUACCGGGGGAAAAAAAAACUAAUAAAAAAUGAAAUACAAAAAUUA